AAAGACGGGACGUCUGCACGGCCGGUCUUACGCGCGGUGUGUGGAGCCAAGCUUGUGAGAAGGGCGCUACGGCAGCCUCGGGCGUCGACUCAGGCUUCUGCUCUCGCACUCGUCCUAGCUUCUGCCAAAUCCAUAUUCGUCGCGUUGCCGUAAAUGUUGGGCCCCUCUUUAAUGCGCCGAGAGCUAUCGGCAAAUCUCUUAUUUUUGUACUUGCUUCGGACCUCGGCUGCCGUAGUGACUCCGCCAGAACGCCCAGCUUGGGCGCGGGGCUAUGUGGCCUUCCAUAAAGACAGGUCGGGAAUGAAGGCCUCUGCCACAGCUAGCGCCGCAGCUGGCAACGCGGCACACGAUCAGGGCCAUUUUUUUACACGUUCCAGUCCUUUCGGUCGGGUCGACGGGUCUUCAGCCGGCCGUAGCUCGCCCUCCAAAAGGGAUCCUUGUGGAAGCAACGCCGGGAAUCAUGUGAGCAGUUUGAGCAAGACGAGCCAUAGCAUCAGGACAUCGGCGUCAGCCAAGGCCUCAUUGUACGCUGGAAACACCUUGGAAGUCGCCCCGCCCCAAGUCUGCAUCCGGACGGCGAGGCGGGAGGAUAUCCCCGCUAUCGAAGCCUGCAACCUGAAGACACUGCCCGAGAACUACCCGAACGCCUUUUAUUACAACCACUUGCUACAGUGGCCGUACUUGGCUCUGGUAGCGGAGAGGCAGACUCCUGCUCGCGGUGAGGGAGAGCGCGGUGCCGGGGCCGCGACCGAUGCGGGCGAGAUGGGGGGGGAGGGGAAGAAGAUUGUGGGGUACGUGUUGGGCCGCG
This is a messenger RNA of Nannochloropsis gaditana CCMP526, 808 nucleotides long. Its product is annotated as n-acetyltransferase subunit. The transcript has a single exon. Gene Ontology annotation, molecular function: protein N-terminal-serine acetyltransferase activity; protein-N-terminal-glutamate acetyltransferase activity. Gene Ontology annotation, biological process: N-terminal peptidyl-glutamic acid acetylation. The annotation marks the transcript as partial. Gene Ontology annotation, cellular component: NatA complex. The record is from RefSeq and is a predicted model, not a curated record.